GUAUUCCAACCUUCCAGAUGGAAGUGUGAACACCGGCAAUACGUAGUGCCAAGCUGCCACGUCUCAUUCGGAAUAUAGGGUCAUUGUUACAUUUCGGACCAGUAUCGCUUUCGACUUGGAUUCUGGCUCAUCGGCUACGUCCACAGGCCCGUUCAUCACAAACGAUUUCAAGCUUGCUGAACUGAGUACGAGACGCAGCCAUUUUGACGGAAGACGCUCGUAUUGACAGCUACUGAGAAGGAAGCUUAGCACCACGGGUCAUUGCAUCCGCCCACUGCAGGCUAUAGUUACAGCAAGACUUCCUAGUCAUUGGUAGAUUUCCAAAACAUGACGGAAAAAGACUUGCUCAGUAUUAGCUCCUUCGUUUUGCAAGUGCCACCACAUGAAUUUGAACCAAUCGAGAGGAAACAUGCAGACUGGCUUCAGCGGCUCAAAGGCACCACGCCAUGGGAGGCGGUCACGGUCAUCCAGGACGCUCUUCGAGCCAUUGAAGAACCGAGGCGGCGACUAAGGCGAGUGGCACGCAUGGGUUGCUGGCUGAUUCCGCACGACACGCUCGGGAGAUGGUCUCUGUACCGACACAAACACUUUGCAAGGUAUUGCUUCGUAACGGGACUCUACAGGAGCUUGGCGUAUGCGUUGGGUAGCGACAUGAUGACCAUAGGUCCGAGCCGGAGGAAUGCCCGCUGCUCGUGCAUUAUGGUGCAAGACCCGAAGUCCACGGAGGGAGACCACAAUUAUGCCUGCCUUUGCGUCUGGAACACGAUGCCGUUCCUGGCCGUUCACGCCACCGGAGAUAAGUUCGAGCCUGUUGUUAACGCUGCUGUGGGCGCGGUGAUGAGAACCCCUUCCGAGAAGCUCCGGCGUGGCACGUACCCUAGUCUACGCGCCGCUUUUGUUAGGGCCUGUAUCUACAUGGAGCCGGCCGUCGCGACAGAAAAUCUCGAGGAGGAUGGAAAAGAACAGUGGCUAUGGACGAGCCCUGACCGAAGUGACAAUUCCAGUGGAAAUCUAGCAGGGAGCGAAGAAUCCAGCUUUCUUGGACUUGAGUACCUGCUGCACAAGUUGCUGUCACCCGGUAAUAGCGAAGAUGGGCGUGAUGGAGUCCGGGACAAAUCUAAAUCAAUAUUUGAAGACGUCGCUUCCGACUAUUCGUCUUCGCAGUCAUCGGUGAUGUCAUGUCAAAGCUCACCCAAACAUGAAGACCUGGGCGUAUACCAGAGCAGAAGCAAGCUGUAUAUCCAAGAGACAACCAGGUCCAGCCAGAGUGGGGACGAAGGCGCAGCUGAAUGGCAAGAAAGAAAGUAUUUAAUUUGCAGGGAUUGCAAGACAUAUGACCUUGAAUGUCCAAGCCGUGCCCUCCAGUUAAAUACUGACGCUUUGCACACGUGGUACGUGUGCCCAGCCUGCGUGAAGUUUGAUACCUGGAGCACUACCUCUUAAAUGUGCGGCCAAAAGUACUCUGCAUUGCCAGCGAGUGCGAGAGUUUUGACAAAGCUACACGCAAAGACGUGCACGGCAUCGCAAGAGACAGUUGAAUGUAUUUGCAUGUAUAUAGAAGAGACAUGCACGACGUGGCCGCACACAAAUACGGCUGAAUUGUGUUUUAAUUAUCAUAUUUUAGAUGUGCAAGAAUUUACGAACACCGA
This is a messenger RNA of Dermacentor silvarum, 1649 nucleotides long. RefSeq lists its product as uncharacterized. Bases 328 to 1443 code for a protein of 371 amino acids. Lineage: Eukaryota; Metazoa; Arthropoda; Arachnida; Ixodida; Ixodidae. The transcript is spliced from 4 exons. The record is from RefSeq and is a predicted model, not a curated record.